Arabidopsis arenosa is the source of this 900-nucleotide messenger RNA. NCBI's taxonomy places the organism in Eukaryota, Viridiplantae, Streptophyta, Magnoliopsida, Brassicales, Brassicaceae. The record is from the annotation of a GenBank genome assembly.
AGUCCAGGAUAAACAAACUAUCGACGACAUCUUGAGAAACGAACGAGAAUGAUCCAAAAUCUGCAAAAAACAACACCACUAGACCUCCAAUCCUCGGCAAUGAAGAUGCCUCAUCAGCCUCUUCCUUUUUCUGCAUCAAAGACUCAAUACUUGUUCUAUGGCAAUUCAUCGGAGAACCCUUUGGUCUCCACGACUCUCUGUUUGUCGUCUUGUGAGAACCCUAAGAAGAGGAAGUUGAACUCUGAUGAUGAUCUCAAGGUUUCUUGCAUACCAAGCGACUACAAAUUAACAAAAGUAGAAAGAAAGAUUGCACGAAUGAGGAAUCUCACGAAUGAAGAAAGGGCACUGGACGAAUGGUAUGGUGUCUCAACUGAACUAACACUCUUCAAAGAUCCGUGGAUCAUCAAGAAGGUACUAACCACUAGCGAUCUUGGCCAACUUAGCCGUCUUCUUCUUCAGACUGGCCCCAUUGAGGACCACAUUAUCAAAUAUCUCAACAAGGAUGACCAAAAAAAGAUCCAAGAAGGUUUAGGAAUCGCGAUUGAUGUGUAUGACCAUGACACUGACUCUACACUCGAGCUGCUUCUAAAGAGAUGGACCACAUUGAAUAGUUAUGUUUUAAACGGAGGAUGGCGUAUGUAUUUUGUCCGUAGGAGAGGUUUGAGAGAAGGCGACGAAAUUGGACUGUUUUGGGAUCGUUUUGCUUCGAGGCUUCACUUUCGUGUGCUUUCUCGUGCACCUACAGAAGUUUUUAUAGAUCAGAAGAACCCUAAGUAGCUAUAUAUAUCGGAACAAUGAGUGGAGAGAGAGAUCUAUUCUUCUCUUUUUAAGGCUUAGCAUUUACUUUCGCAUAAUUUUCUUACCAUGAAUUCAUUAUUGGAAUAAAUAUUAAUUAUUUUU